UUAGAGGAAGAAGGGAGAGUCUUUGGGGAAACCUAGAAUUAUAGUUGAAGUUACCGAACAAAAGUAGUACUAUAAGUUUGGUUAGUUUCGUCUUCCGUUUGAAGCGCGGAAUUUACACCCAGCUGCGCCAAACAACACCCUCAUCUUCUUCCCAGUCUCUCUCUCUCUCUCUCCACUUUCUGCACUCUUCCAAGUUGUUGCUAUUCAGAUUCCAACAUUAACUAAGAAGAAAAACUGUGGUGAUAUAGAGAAAUGGAGACCGAGUUGGUAGAGUUGUUUGAGGCCGCCAAGAAGGCGGCAGACGCGGCCGCAGCAGAAGAUAGCGGCUCUGUCGAGGAGGAAAGUCGCUGCCUUGAAGCUUUGAAAGAGCUCAAGGACUUCCCUGUCAAUUAUCAGAUUCUUGUUUCCACCCAGGUCGGAAAGCGUCUAAGGCAUCUUACAAAACAUCCUAGAAAGAAGGUGCAGAGUGUUGCUGUGGAACUGAUUGAGAUAUGGAAAAAUAUAAUUAUUGAGGAGACGUCACAGAAGAAAAAUGGUACUUCUGUUGGUAAUAAUUCUUUUAAAGGCGAGGCUGUGAAUGCUGACAGCAGUAAAAAAGCAAUUGCUGUCAAGGUUGAAAAGAACUCAUGCGGAGAAAAUGUGAAAAUUGACCACCUUUCACCUAGACCGCAAAAGCUUGCUAAGACUGAAAGAGGUCCCGUGGAGAGGAAGUUCGAAAAUGGUAAUGCAGUGAAGAUUGAGAGUGGCAGUUCAGCAGAUCCUGUUAAGGUUGAGAGAACAGUAAAACAAGAGAAGCUGGGCUCCAGUGCUAAGAAACCAGCUGCUAAUGCUCCACCAAAGUUGAAUUCCAUGAUCCAGUGUGGUGAUCCUACACGUGAUAAGAUGCGAGAGCUUCUUUCAGAUGCUUUAUCCAAAGUUUCUAGUGAGGCAGACGAAGACAUGGAAGAUCACGUUGCUGCUUGUGAUCCAAUUAGAGUGGCUGUUUCAGUAGAGUCUGUUAUGUUUGAAAAGUGGGGUCGUUCUAAUGGUGCUCACAAGUUUAAAUAUCGAAGCAUUGUAUUUAACCUCAAGGAUCCAAACAAUCUGGAUUUUCGUAGGAAAGUUCUUUUAGGGGAUAUCAAGCCUGAAAGAAUCUGCAACUUGACAGCCGAAGAAAUGGCUAGUGAGCAAAGACGAUUAGAGAACAAGCAAAUUGAGCAGAAGGCUCUCUUUGACUGUCAGCGUGGUGGCCCGCCAAAGGCCACAACCGACCAAUUUAGAUGUGGUCGAUGUGGUCAGCGGAAAUGCACAUAUUACCAGCUGCAAACUCGAAGUGCUGAUGAACCCAUGACAACAUUUGUCACUUGUGUGAACUGCAACAAUCAUUGGAAGUUCUGCUGAUCUGAAUUCCAUGGGAAAAGGCUGGCAUUGACGAGCUGCUUGGCAUGAGGGGAAAUCGACCUUCUGGUUGAUAUCUCUUUGUUGCCUUUUCUUGUACAAGCAUUUUGUGGUGUUUGUGUAGUAGCCUGUUUACAGUUCCGCCAUCUCUGGAAUUUGAGAAAUGGAAUUGACAUAUUCUUCGUUUUUUACCAGUAUGUUAGCCAUUGUCUCUGAUCAGCUUAGAGGUAUUUGUAGUAUUUUAUUAGUGUUGUCACUUCAUUUUCUUGAGAGACAUUUCAAUUAGAUCGGCUCUAUUAGAGCUGUAAUUGUGUGAACAAUUAAUUACCUUUUAGUUGAACUUUAGAUUGUUUUCUUAA
This is a messenger RNA of Beta vulgaris subsp. vulgaris (sugar beet), 1736 nucleotides long. Its product is annotated as transcription elongation factor TFIIS. The transcript is spliced from 3 exons. NCBI's taxonomy places the organism in Eukaryota, Viridiplantae, Streptophyta, Magnoliopsida, Caryophyllales, Amaranthaceae. The record is from RefSeq and is a predicted model, not a curated record. Gene Ontology annotation, biological process: DNA-templated transcription; transcription elongation by RNA polymerase II. Gene Ontology annotation, molecular function: zinc ion binding; nucleic acid binding. The coding region runs from base 253 to 1380 and encodes 375 amino acids. Gene Ontology annotation, cellular component: nucleus.